Messenger RNA from Portunus trituberculatus (swimming crab), 6978 nucleotides. Its product is annotated as acetylcholinesterase-like. NCBI's taxonomy places the organism in Eukaryota, Metazoa, Arthropoda, Malacostraca, Decapoda, Portunidae. Gene Ontology annotation, molecular function: acetylcholinesterase activity. Gene Ontology annotation, biological process: choline metabolic process; acetylcholine catabolic process. The coding region runs from base 887 to 2695 and encodes 602 amino acids. The record is from RefSeq and is a predicted model, not a curated record. Gene Ontology annotation, cellular component: plasma membrane. The transcript has 6 exons.
GGUUUACGCGUGUGGACCUUUGUGCGAGGAGGAAGAUUCUGCUGUUCAUAGGUGAGCUACGGGAGCCAGCAGACGAGACUAGGGCUCAGCAAACGUGGCAAAAAUCGAUAGCAGCAGAGGACGGGACGAGAUGCCAGUGUGUCAGGCAGUCCAGUGGCGACCGUGGCCCGGGCAGCACGCCGCUCCCCGCCCUGCGCCCGUCCCCGCCACUUGAUCCUCGCGCUCGUGUGCCGAACCCUGGGACUUGCGCCGCUAGCUCCUCCGUUCCUUCCUCCGCAGUGCCGCCGCUGACCACUAGUUGCCUCAGUGCCAGGCUGCUUGCGUCCCUCUCACCACGAAGCGAGCGAGCGAGUGCGAAGAUGAAGCAUUAGCCGCGCCGCGCUUCCCUCCCUCCCACUCCUUGACGUCGGAACUCGAAACUCAAGGUCACACCGCCGCGGCCCUCAGCACCAGAGGGUCACCAAGACGCGGGUCGCGCCGCAGUCCUCUUAUCCUCCUCCUUCCCUACACCUGAGUCGUGCCCAAGGGACGUAACCCAAACCAUCGAUCCUUCCCACAAGAGCACGUGAAGAGGAAGGCGUAAUUGUUAUGCAAACUUAGGGAGGUAAUAGGCCGACCGCCGAGCGUGAGCCACCUGCCCUGGCCUCAGUGACCGCUGCUGCUGCUGCUCCUCCUGCUGCUGCUCCUGCUGCACGCCAGCUCCCCCGAGGCCCGUGACCGCCUGGAACCAGCCAGGCCCUGAGACCAGUCCCGAGAAGGUAGCGGGAUAUCCGGCCAGAGAGUGAGGUGGUCGGAGGAGGUAAAUGAGCAAAGGCGGUUGGAGGCAUUGUGAUCCUGUUGCCUCCUGCACUCCUCCCAGUAUCUGCUAGCCCACAAUACACGAGGGAUGGCGUGGCGGAGCGUGGUGGUGGUGGUGGCGUGGAUCACGGUGACGGUGGUGCACGGGGCCGAUGCGCGGGACCCCCUGGUAGUGCAGACGCUGAAAGGGUCCGUGCGGGGCAAGACCAUCACCACCGUGACUAACCGCCAGGUGGAUGCGUGGUACAACAUUCCCUACGCCCAGCCGCCCGUCGGGGAACUCCGCUUCCGUCACCCACGCCCGCUGGACCGCUGGCAUGGCAUCAAGAACACCACCACGCUGCCCAAGUCCUGCAUCCAGCUACCCGACACCUUCUUCGGGGACUUUAAGGGCGCCACCAUGUGGAACCCCAACACGGAGAUCAGCGAGGACUGCCUCUACCUCAACGUGGUGGUGCCAAAGCCGCGCCCCAUCAACGCCUCUGUCAUGGUGUGGAUAUUCGGCGGCGGCUUCUACUCCGGCACGUCUACGCUCGACGUCUACGACUACAAGAUGCUGGCGGCGGAGCAGAACGUAAUUGUUGUGGCGCCCCAGUACCGUGUGGCCUCGCUCGGCUUCCUCUACAUGAUGAACUCAGACGUGCCGGGCAACGCCGGGCUCUUUGACCAGCUGAUGGCGCUGCAGUGGAUCCACGCCAACAUUCGCUUCUUCGGCGGCAACCCUAACAACAUCACGCUGUUUGGGGAGUCUGCCGGCGCUGUCAGCGUCAGCAUGCACCUGCUGUCCCCGCUGUCCCGGAACCUGUUCAGCCAGGCCAUCAUGCAGUCCGGCUCUGCCACGGCUCCCUGGGCCAUCAUCAGCAAAAAGGAGAGCAUCAUGCGCGGCCUGCGGCUGGCCGAGGCCGUGGGCUGCCCGCACAACAAGAACAACCUGACCGCUGUCAUAGACUGUCUGCGCAAGACCAACGCCACCACGCUGGUCAACAACGAGCCGUCUUCUGGCAUCUGUGACUUCCCCUUCGUGCCCAUCAUUGACGGGGCUUUCCUGGACGAGCGGCCCACCACGUCCCUGCGCAACAACAACUUUAAAAAGACCAACAUCAUGAUGGGCAGCAACACGGAGGAAGGCUACUGGUUCAUCAUGUACUUCCUGACGGACAUCUUCCGCCGGGAGGAGAAUAUCAAGGUGACCCGCAGCGAGUUCGAGGCCUCAGUGCGUGACCUGCACCCGUACUUCAACGAGGUGGUGCGCCAAGCCAUCAUGUUCGAGUAUACCGACUGGAACUCCCACGACGAAGGCUCCAUGUAUCGCAACGCCAUCGACAAGAUGGUCGGCGACUAUCACUUCACCUGCAACGUGAACGAGUUCGCCCACUACUACGCCCAGGCAGGGAACAACGUGUACAUGUAUUACUACAAACACCGCUCCUCGCAGAACCUGUGGCCCAAGUGGAUGGGCGUCCUGCACGGCGACGAGAUCAGCUUCAUCUUCGGCAAGCCGCUGUACCCCGAGAAGGAAUACACCACAGAGGAGCAGAUGCUGUCCCGCCGCAUGAUGACCUAUUGGGCAAACUUUGCCAAGACCGGGAACCCAAGCGAGGGGAGCGAGAGCACGUGGAUGAACACCUAUUGGCCAGUCCACACCAACACGGGCCGCGAGUACCUGACGCUGGCCACCAACAACUUCUCCACGGGCAGAGGACCCAGACUUAAAGAAUGUGCCUUCUGGAAAAAGUUCGCGCCUAAGCUACUCAAAUUAACAGCCAAUCUGCCGAGCCAGGGUGCGGAAAAAUGCCCCAAAGUCGACACUGCAGGAUCCGCCGGAAGGGAACUAGGGCUGGCGGCUGCCCUGGCCACACCUCUCCUCCUCAUCUACUCCUCCAUGACCCGGCCGUGAUGGGCGUCGGACCUACCUCGACACAGCGCCUCCUCCUGUACCAGCCGCUGCUACGGAGAGCGGUUGUCGAUACUGAAGACGACAAGUUGCUGUUUAAUGUCGCUUUAAGUAUGAUGAAGGUGACGAUACGUUGCUGUUUGCUGCCGCUUAGUAUGUUUACGGGGGGACGGACGAGUCGCCCCACUAGUUGAGAGCUAAUUAGCUACAGAAUCUGCCACGCUAAUACAGUGUAGACACAGAUUCCUUAGCAGUCUUAAGAGCGCUGACUAGAGUUUGAUCGUCAGUAGUUACUGAAUACGAAUAGGUAAUCAAAUACAAUAUAUCAUAAAGUCAAUGGUUACUCUAACGAAGAUGAAAACUAAAGGUACAGGGAAGGUCUGUAUACUACGCUGGGUCUCGGAUGAAAGGCCAAAGGGGAAGGAUGUACUAUUACGGGGAAAAAAAAAAACAUAAAAGAACAGGUCCAGGGGGUGGCUGGCUGUCCGACCCUGUCUCCUUGAGGCCUCUCGGGAGCUCAGCCACGGACGAGAAAGAGGCCACUUGGUAGAGGUAAGAGACGAAAACCUCAGGACUUGUUGUACGUGAGCAUAUAAGGAUCAAAGUUCACACACACACACACACACACACACACACACACACACACACACACACACACACACACUAAUAUAACCUUGUAAGAUAAGUGUCUGAUCGGUCUGGCCACAAGGCAAGACUGCACAGCCUCCCGCCAGCCCAGCAAGCCCUGAGCGUUGAGACAGGCUGGCGGGAGGGCGGCGCUAAGAAUAAGUAAUUUCUUUCACCUGGUGAGUGCGGAGAGCAGAUCUUUCGUUCAUCCGGAAACUAAUACUAACAUUGGGACUCGUGUCGUCUCUCGCAGAUAUCAACCAAACAAACAACCAGACAAAUAAACCAACACUUUUUCCCCUUACCUAGUUUCCUUUAAUCGCAUUGCAUAAGCUUGAAUAGAUGCUGGGAGGAGAGUGUCUUACUAUCACUAACCUUACUCUUUUCUUAUGACGCAAUACCCUCUUUACCCUCUCCCACUCUCUCUCUCCCUCUGAAGAUAACUCACUGGACUCCAUAAGCCCAUACAUAUCUUUCCUGUAGCGAUAGAGAGCAAGGGUCCACAAGUUAUCGAGUGCUGAGGCCCGCCAGUCACUCCCCCACCAGUACCAGUUGUGGGCGGGCGGGGCGGGGCUGGACGGGGCGGGGAAGGGAGGCUGGAGAAGAGGAAAGGAUGACGAGCUCCAAACACGCUAUCAUUAUCAUCAGUGUAAACUAAGAGAGGAGUGAACAAGUGUGUGAGAUGGAGGUGUUGUCUCUUCUCUGUCUCCCUGUCUGUCUAUUUGUCUGUCUUCACAUACACAUAGAUGAGUUUGUUUACCUCUGUUCCUGUCUCUCAUACUGUCUCUCUCUCUCCACACACACACACACACACACACACACACACACACACACACACACACACACACACACACACCUAUGUGCCGUCAGAAGGGCUUACGUAUAUGUCGUGUGCUCCUGUCUGUGUGUGCGUGACGUCUAUGUGUACAUGUGUACGUACGUUGUGUCCAAACGGGGGACGGACAGCGAGCCAUUUUGCCGGGAUAUAGUCACUAACACACACACACACACACACACACACACACACACACACACGAUCUUUGACUCUCUCUCUCUCUCUCUCUCUCUCUCUCUCUCUCUCUCUCUCUCUCUCUCUCUCUCUGCUACGAGAAGUGACUUUGGGAUGAAAAGGCACAGAAGAACAUGAUGAUGAUGAUGGCGAUGACGAUAAUGAUGAUGAUGAUGAUGAUGAUGAUGAUGAUGACGAUGACAGGAAGAAAGGAUUAUGAACCUUAACUGAUCCACGCCUCCUCCUCCUCUUCCUCCUCCUCCUCCUCCUCCUCCUCCUCCUCUUCCUUCUAAUCACAAGACUCCUCCCGCGAUCUAGAAGCUUAAUAAAGACCUCGUGAUCUCUUACUAACUAGCUAACUAACUGUCUAACAAUUAACUUAUUACCUAACUAACUCUAUAUGAAGUGAUCAGAGAGUACUGUAUUAUACUAAGGGUCAUUUGAACCUCUUUAUUAUUCCCUUCACUACACGAGCCUACAUAAGCUAUAUAUUUAAUGAGAGAGAUUAAGAGUAAGAAAUAUUCAAUAAAAUAAAAAAAAUCACGUUUAUUGUUAGGUCACAUGUACAUUCUUGAGAAGUUUUUUCCUCUUUGUUUCGUCCUCUCUAUAGAUAAACUUUACAAAAUAUUACUAACUUAAGGGUGUCUCUCUAAUGUCAAGUGUCUAUAGAAUUUCCUGAUCGCUGGUAUGCUUGUGAGUGUUUAAAGUAUGUACAAACAUUAGAAGCAUAUAGUCGCCUUGGAUAUAUAUCUUUUUUAUGUCAUGAUAUCAACACGGCAGGUUCAAAAACAUGAUGGAUCAAACAAAAAUCAAAUCUCGUCGAAUGCGGGAAGAAAAAGGACAAUCGUUGAAGGAAAAGCCAAAACCUACAAAAAAACAAUAAAAAAUAUAAAAAAAGACAAAACAAAACCAAAAAAAUCCACAAAAAAUACAAUAAAAAAAUGGAAAAAAACGAACGACUCUAACUUACAACUUACUAUGUGUUUUGGACCUGCUGGCCUGGGAGUCUUGAGACCGAACCUGUUAUAACAUGUAGCCGAGAUCAGGCCUCGAGGAUUGGUUCACUGUUCAUUCUUUGAUCAGUUCUAGUGAAGACAAUAUUAGGGAACAUAACUCCCGAUUCUGACUAAGGAUAGAACACACACACACACACACACACACACACACACACACACACACACACACACACACACACACACACAGAAAGGACAAAUGAAGGUAAAAUUCGACAACUAUAGAUUCGGAGACAGGAUUACACGAGUCUGUACUACAACUAGGCGCACACACACACACACACACACACACACACACACACACACACAGCUGUUACCCUCUCGUGCGUAUUGUGCAUGAGUCGAUACACGGACAUCUCUAUCCUCCGCUAAUGAUGUGCUUCAUUUUACGGAAGCACAGGUAAUGUUAUGUGUCUUGCAUGUGUAAAUAUAUAACAGUAUUUGUAGUCUCUUGAAGUAUAUAGUUAUAUUAAAAAUGUUUAAAAUAAUUAGUAGAUUUUCAUCACAACUAUUCAUAAUAUUUUGUUUGUGAUGUUGUCUGACCUCCAGUAGAUCUUGCUGUUAUGCUAUUGGUGCUUACACUUGCUAGGGUCGAUAGCCAGGUGCUCGGGUCUUCAGUAAGCUCCGCAAUAUGACCUAGACAAAACAGGACCUUACUGAACCUCUAGGAGACUGGACAUUCGCCCUAGAUAGUCGCCUAGAGCAAGAGAAAUCCUCAAUAUUCAACCUCAAAUCUCCGUUACUGACCCAACACUGCCGCUGUCUCGGCCCGGUCGCGUCCCCGUCCCGGCUCCUCCUCCUGGUGGAGGGAGGCAGGCCGCGCGGGGGUGCCCUGGGGAAGGGAAAUCUCGGUCUUGGUGCCCGAAGCCCUCUGGCGCCGAGGCAAGCUACUAAGUCAGGGAGACAGUCGCCAGAGCUGGCAGUCGGCGGCUCAGGUCCUGGACAGGGAGAGGAGGAGAGCUGCAGGCAACACCCAAGCCAGGCAGAUGCACGCUCCCCACUCUCUUACGGUGUCCUGAGGGGGAGGCCACGCGGCACCGGUGUGCGGCGGCGUGACCAGCUGCUGCCCGACACGACUGUGUGAGUGUGUCAUGCAACACCCAGACAGCACAAGGUCUCGCCACUCGGCAGUGUGCGGAGGUAGCGUCACCUUGAAGUGGAGAACAGCUGUGCGGGGCUGCUGCUGCUGCCGCAGAGCAAUGGAUGGAGUGUGGGAGUAAGGCGCGGCGGCCUCAGAAAGUACCGAAACACAGAGCAGCGGGCCGGGGACCGCCCGCGGGCCCGCUGCGUCCCAGCCUCACGUUGGCGGCGUCGGGGGGCGCGGCAGCCUCGUCAUUAUUCCCAGCUUUCAUAAUGUUCAUUUGAGGGAUGCUGCUUCAUCCCGAGGCCAUUUUUUUACCUUUAACAACAUUCAUGAUAAUCAAAUAUGACUCUGCGAAGCACUGGCGCAUUUCUAUAUUGUUUCCUAGAUUUAAGUGUUACAUGUAAUGUAUUUCAUACAUAAUCAUCAUUGAUCAUGUUAACAAACUCAAACAUUCUCUUUCGUUGUUGUUCUCCAUUCCUCGUUAAAUGUUUAUUAAAAAUUAUCUAACUGCGAUGCCAAGAUGUGCAAAAUUAAAUAAACUUUUAGCCAAAAA